UGAAGAGUUCAUUAACAACGGAGUUCCAGCGAGAGUGUUCUCUCCAAGCUUCAAGGAGUAAGCCCAUGUAGAUUUGGGAGACGAAGAUGGUGCAAGCUGGAGUCUUGUCUGGACCAAUCGAUAGGUCAUCAGCUCAAGCGAUUAUCCAACUCCUGGAAGCGGGAGGAAUCCACGCUGAUGUCAAAGCAAGACCCAAUCCUUAUAUGGAAAGUGUGUGUGGAAUGUGGUGUUCCUUGGCAUGAUAUUAUGGGCUGUGAAGAGUUUCAGAUUCUUCCGGUUGAUGAAGGAUAUCCAGAUGAUAUCACAUUGCAUCGCUCGGCUAAGUAUAAGAGAUGGAGACAGUGUUUGACUUUGUGGUUUCUUAUAUCAAUGUUGAGAUCUCUCUUUGUGUUCUUUUGGUGUGGGCGUGAGUUUUGCUACACUUGCGGAGAAGAGUACAGAGCAGGACAACAUAGUUGCAUUUGUGAGACAUUCAACUCAAUGCCAAGGGUAAUGACGCUUACUCAGAGCAAGAAAGAUCUCAGCUAGCUCUGUCCAACGGUCCUUAGUGGGUACUGGGUUUAGUCUCAGAGAUCACCAUACUUGCCUUGAAACUUGAAAGGUUUGUUUAUGUCUGAACUAGCUCUGAUCCAACAGUCCUUAGUGGGUGCUUGGUUUAGUCUCAGAGAUCACCAUACUUGCCUUGAAACUUGAAAGGUAGGAGGACGAGAUGGAAUCGGAUCUAGAGAAACUCUUUGUUGGUGGGGUUUCAUAGGACACAUGAAGACCAGUUAAACCGGUUAUAAUGUUAAAAUAGGUUAUGAUGUUAGAACCAAUGUUAGAACAUGUUAUACUUUUGUAAAUGAAUUUCGAGUAAUUGAAUUUAAUGCAUAUUUUAGUUUUAAAUCAAUUUACACUUA
This is a messenger RNA of Eruca vesicaria subsp. sativa (arugula), 899 nucleotides long. The record is from the annotation of a GenBank genome assembly. NCBI's taxonomy places the organism in Eukaryota, Viridiplantae, Streptophyta, Magnoliopsida, Brassicales, Brassicaceae.